Messenger RNA from Neltuma alba, 2662 nucleotides. Its product is annotated as pentatricopeptide repeat-containing protein At5g61370, mitochondrial-like. NCBI's taxonomy places the organism in Eukaryota, Viridiplantae, Streptophyta, Magnoliopsida, Fabales, Fabaceae. Gene Ontology annotation, molecular function: protein binding; mRNA binding. The record is from RefSeq and is a predicted model, not a curated record. The transcript has 2 exons. The coding region runs from base 1005 to 2465 and encodes 486 amino acids. Gene Ontology annotation, cellular component: mitochondrion.
CAAAAGAUGCGAGUGGAUGCUGAGGAAAUCUGCUGCAAAUGUUCCUCACAAUACACGUCCAAGUUUAUGACAUGGAAAGCAAACAAAAUUUGCGCUCCUCGCUGGCCAAAAUAUAAAAUCUGUCGUCACCCCCGGGCAUGAACAUUUUCCCAAUCCUGAAAAGGCGGACGCCGAUGCCGACACCUUCGCCGGCGAAAUACCCGUAAUCGAUCUCUCCCUCGAGAACCAAAAGCUGGUCUCUCAGGUCGGCAGUGAACCAAUCGGGGUACUACGACGGCGAGCGGUGUACGAUUAUCUUGUUAAAAACUCUCUGGAAGUUCCAAUUUCUCCUCAUCUCGAAGACCAGGAAACGAAGACAAUCACCAUUCGAUUGCCCCAAUACCCACCUGAAUUCUGGUAAUGUUAACAGUAUUAUCUCAGAAAACUUUACACAGAUUUUCAUUUUCAUUUUCUUAAUAACUACCAGUAUAAAAUUGUGUAUAUAUAGGGAGACAUUGGAAGAGUAUGGUCGUGAAAUGGACAAGUUGGCAUAGAAGUUACUGGAGCUUGUUGCGCUGAGCUUGGGCUUAGCAGCUCAGAGAUUCCAUGAAGCGAGGCAGAAGUGUACCGGAUUAAUAUUUUAUUAAUUAAUAUACCAUACAUAUUUUCCCUCACUUUUUGCGGCUCUUUAUAGGCAUAGCUACAUUCCACCGACAACCCCCACACGAUCAGUCGAUGUCGAUCACAUCCGAAUAUAUAGAUCUUUUGUUGACUUUUUGUUGCCUGCCAUGUCUUGGCCCAUUACUCACUUGCAUUUUGAACCCUGUAGUGCGCGUCUCUUCGUUCUUGUCUUCUCUGUAUUGGGUACUCUGCUAGGUCUCACUUCUGUUUCAUACCGGCUGCCAUGACUGCUAUGAAAACUUUGUGGUGCAGGACGAAACCCUCUUUCAAUUAUGCGCUCCCUGUGUGUGUGUGUGUGUGUGUGUGUGUGUGUGUGUGUUUCUCUUUCCAAGAUUCAUUGAACUAUGAUGCAUGUCGUGCUGAACUCUGCCUUGAAACGCUUUACACUUCACAGAAUGAAUGUACAGAAUUCCAGACUACUUUCAAUCUCUCUCUGCUCUACUUUGCAGCCUGUAUCUGCACCGCCUCAGUGGCGAGAGCUCCGCAGCAUUAUAAUGUCAAAUAGUGGUGGACUGGAUGACCUGGAAUUGAGUCUGAAUAAGUUUAAGGAUUCUUUAACUUCGUCUCUUGUUGCUCAGACUAUUGAGGAUUGUAAAUAUGAGGCACAAACCAGAAGACUGCUUAGGUUUUUCUUAUGGUCUAGCAAGAAUUUGAAUUGCAAUUUGGAAGACAGGGACUAUAACUAUGCUCUUAGACUUUUCGCUGAAAAGAAAGACCACAUAGCAAUGGGUAUCUUGGUUGGGGAUCUUAAGAAGGAGGGUCGAGUCAUGGAUGCUCAUACUUUUGGUCUUGUGGCUGAGACUUUGGUUAAAUUGGGAAAAGAAGAUGAGGCAUUGGGUAUUUUCAAGAACUUGGACAAGCACAAGUGUCCUCAGGAUGAAUUCACAGUCACUGCUAUCGUCAGUGCCCUUUGCUCCAAAGGGCAUGCUAAGAAGGCCGAAGGUGUAAUUUUGCAUCACAAAGACAAGAUCGCAGGUGUAAUGCCUUGCAUUUAUCGAAGUCUUCUUCAUGGUUGGUCUGUGCAGAGGAAUGUGAAGGAAGCUCGAAAAGUUAUCCAACAGAUGAAGUCAGAUGGGUUUAUCCCAGAUUUGUUUUGUUACAACACAUUUCUCAGGUGCCUUUCUGAGCGCAACCUGAGGCAUAAUCCUUCAGGACUUGUACCUGAAGCUUUGAAUGUGAUGAUGGAGAUGAGAUCUUACAAGAUUUCCAUGACCUCAAUUAGUUACAACAUAGUGCUUUCUUGCUUGGGGAGGGCUAGAAGAGUCAAGGAAUCGUGUCGAAUUCUUGAAACGAUGAAAACUUCUGGGUGUGCUCCAGAUUGGGUUAGCUAUUAUCUUGUGGCUAAGGUGUUGUUUCUGAGUGGGAGAUUUGGCAAGGGAAGAGCAAUAGUGGAUCAGAUGAUCAGCGAAGGCUUAGUACCAAACUGCAAGUUCUAUUACAGUUUGAUUGGCAUUCUUUGCGGAGUUGAGAGGGUUAAUUAUGCUCUUGAAUUGUUUGAAAUAAUGAAGAGAAGCUCAUCGGGCGGUUAUGGACCUGUUUAUGAUGUGCUCAUUCCAAAGCUUUGUAGAGGAGGACAAUUUGAGAAAGGAAGGGAGCUUUGGGAUGAAGCUAUACGCAUGGGCAUCGCUCUUCAGUGCUCGGAGGAUGUUUUGGAUCCUUCAGUAACAGAAGUUUUCAAACCCACGAGGCCAGAAAAAAUUAUCCUCUUGGACAGCUCAAAAGCUAAGCCUCCAAAGAAAGCUAGAACUACAAAACGUUUGGGGAAACAAAGGAGUAUGAAGAAAAAGAAGAAAAAGAAAUCAUAGUACUACUUAAUUGGUAUGAAGUCCUAGUUACACUUGGGAUCAUUGCUGCAAUUUAAUUAUCAUUAAAUAGAUUAUAAUACAGUGGGAUCCUACUUUUAUUGAAUUGUAUGCCUAUUUGUUGUUGGAUCUUAUGCCUUCCUUGAUAAUAUAUGUUCAUGUUCUAUCUUUGCUUGAUAAUGCGUUAUUUCAGUUGAACA